This is a messenger RNA of Cyclopterus lumpus (lumpfish), 11550 nucleotides long. RefSeq names its product trinucleotide repeat containing 18 (gene tnrc18). The record is from RefSeq and is a predicted model, not a curated record. Gene Ontology annotation, molecular function: chromatin binding. Lineage: Eukaryota; Metazoa; Chordata; Actinopteri; Perciformes; Cyclopteridae.
UGCUGUGUUUCAUUGCUGAGGAGUUUACGGACGCGUCAGGGGCUCGCGCUCCCCCCCAAGUUAUCCCCCAGUUUACCUUCGGACGAGCCUGUAAUGGACUACUCCAGUUCUCCCAGCAACCUGGACUGAUUUUGAGAACGGUUUUAUUUUUCAUUUUUUAGCUCCUCUCCCCGGAUUUUCCACAUUCAAGUCAGCAGGAUGGCUGAAAGGGAGCCCGAAUCGCCUGGAAAACUAAAGACAUUAUUAUAGCCAGCAGUGGCUUUUUUUCCUUCUUCAGAUCCGAACGGAUUAUUUCUUUUAACAACUUUUCCCACUGUGGAUAAUGGAUGGCAGAGAUUUUGGACCUCCCCGAUCCGUCCACGUACCACCCCCGAUGUUGGCGGGGCUCGCAAUGGAGUCUCACCGACUCGGAGCAGCGGCGGCAGCCGGGAGGAUCCCUCCCUCGCCCGGUCACUUGGGCGCGAGUCAUCCGCCGCCUCUCCACUCCGGAAAAUUUCUGCCAUCGGCCAUUAACCUACACCAACACCACAGCGACGCCUUCCCGGCAAGCUCCAGUCCCUUCCUGUCGGGUUACCCCGGCCACUCCCCCAUGACCUCUGACCCUGCGUACAGAUCGGCCAAUCCCAGUGGUCUGCAGAUGGCCCAGCUCUGGGCGUCGCACGCUCAUGAAGGCUACCCUCCGCUGCCAAGCAGCCUGUACUCCAGCCCCUACCUGUCCCUGGGGCACCUGGACCCUCCCUCGCUCUCCCAGCACCCUCUCUACGACUCGCAUAAAGAGGGCUUUUACCUGCCAGCCUCCUUGAGCCAGUUGCCCCUCCACCCUCCGCCUGCCCCUCCGGCCGCCCCGUCCAGCUCCACGCCACCCCAGAGAAUGUCCCGGGACUUAGGGGUUAGGGACCGCCCUUAUCGGGGGGAGCGGGAGCGGUCAAGAGAGGAGCAGAGGCCGCACAGCGUGGUGGACCUGACGCAGGACGGGAGGAGAGAGGAGGACCGCCGGGCGAGGAGCGGCGACCGGGACCGAGAGAAAGAAAGGGACCGGGACACGGAGAGAGACCGGGAGAGCUGGCCGUUCCAUCCCCACGAGCAGAAGCCACCCCAGCCUUCCGCUGUGCUGCCCCGAUCCAGGCCGUCACCUCCACGGCAUCCUUUCCCUUCAGGCGGGGGUGGGAGGUUUCACGGACCAGAAACAGACAGAGGGGGUCGGGAGGAAGAAGGGGGCUUGCGACCCCACCACAACCAUAACUCUAACGCAAACUCAAAUAACUCAAACUCUCACUCAGAGAGGCAACGGAGGAAUGACUCCGUGGCCACGUCGGCUGGGACCCUCCACAUCUCCUACGCCCUUCCUCCAGCUCUUCAGCCCUCCGCCGCUGGCCUGCCUCACCCCUCCACGCCUAGGGAGUCUAUGAGAGAGCAGCGAGUCAGUGCGCCGACAUAUGUGCCUUCUGUGGAGGUUUACGACGAGCGGGUUGGGCCCAUCCAGAUCGCCUCGCAGGCCCGCGACAACAAACACAGGGAGAGGGAGAUGGAACGAGAACGAGAACGAGAGGGCGACAGGGAGCGUGAACGGGAGAGAAACAGGGAGAGGGAGAGGAGCCUGAUGGAGCAUCCUCGACUCUCCCAGUCCAGCGAUUCAAGCAAUCAAAGAGAGGAAGGUUCUGUCAUUUGUUCCAAUGGUUCCAUUGGUAAACGAGGCCAGGAUGCGUCCUACCCCUCGAGUCAAUCGAGGUUCAGUCCGGAAACUAGGGACAGCUCUAAACACUCGAUCCGAUUGGGCAUAGAGCGGGCAGGGGCGGAGCCUAAGUGGAACACCAUCAGCCCGUUAGCCAACUAUGCCACAAGUCACAUGGCUGCCCUGGCAGCCCAACAUGCAUACACGCACUCCUCCCCUCACGGCCAGCCCAAACGCACACAAAUGUCUCAUUCCCCUCACACAACCCACCGGCCCGCGAACAACACACACUCCUCCGCCCACAGCCAUUCCCCCCAGACACACCCCUCCCAACACGGACAUGGGCGUGCCGGUGAGGAGGUGAGUCAGAGACGCUACCUGGACCCAUCGGCGCUCUACCGACCCGGGGGGUCGCUGGCAGGAGAGCGAGGUGGGGGAGCAGGGUCGGACCCCACAGAGGUUUCAGCUAUGCAGAGUCUUAUUAAAUACAGCGGAAACUUUGCUGCGGAAGGUCCUGGGUCCGCGAGGCACGCCGCGGACGGCCGAGGGCCCUUCGGUGGUCUUGCCAACGUCGGGAUGGAAGCCGAACGGGAGAGGGAUAAAGAAAGAGAGCGGGAGAGGGAGAGGGAAAAGGAGAGAGAGCGGGAGCGGGAAAGAGAGCGAGACAGGGGGGAAAGAGAGCGAGAGAGAGACAGGGAAAGGGUGUCGGGUGGUUUGGGGUCGUUAAGGAUGCCCCCCCCAACUGAAGCGAGAGCAGGAGGCGGCCGGGACAGCGCCCGCUCAUUUGGGCCGGGAGGGGGAGGGGAGGUGCGCCACCCUCCGGUUGGCAUCGCUGUGGCUGUGGCCCGGCAGAGAGACAGUGGGAGCGCCAGCAAACAGACCAGUGGACCCUCGGACACGCAAAGAAGCCUGCUGCAAACCGCUAUUAAAGAUGAGGAGCGAGGGGAGGAGCGCGGCCGUCACCACGAUGACAGACUGCUGGCCAGCCGGCUGGAACGCGAGCAGGAGAAAGUGCUCAGAGAGUCCAAGGAGCUGUCUGAGUUUACUCAGAUGCACCCUGCCCCUAUGUCCAGCGCCCUGACACCCAGUAUGAUGACACCCAGCCUCAUGACCUCCAACCUCAUGGUCACAGGAGGGGCUGCCCUGGCAGGGGCAGGACGAUGGCCUCCCGACCCCUCAACUCUGACCUCUCACCCCUGGAUGCCCCGACCUGGAGCCCCCCCAGUCUGGCUCUCCAGCUCACCAUACAGCCUAGGUCCUUCCUCGAUCCACCAGAGCCUCCCCCCAGGCUACCCACCCUCUCUGCAAGGCUCCAUACCCCCUCACUACCAGUUUGCCAGGGACCCACAGUCUGGACAGCUAAUAGUCAUCCCCACUGAACACCUGUCACACUAUGGAGGUGAUGUCCUGGAGCGUGGAGCCCCAGUGUGGUCGGGGGUGUACGGUACAGGCAGCUCGCUGCAGCAUGCAGCCCAGCUCCAGCUCCUCUCCCAGCAGCAGAUGCUCCGGCAACAGGAGCUGCUCAUGAUCCAGCAGCACACGGCGCAGGUCCUGGAGCUGCAGAGGAAUGCACAGCUCGUCGAGCGCUUAAAGGCCAGCGAGCAGCGGCCGGAAAUGGAAGACAAGGCGGAUAAGCGGAACGCCGACCCCAAACCUCGGCCCUCCUCGAUAUCGUCCCCGUCUCCCUCGCCCAUCCCGCACCACCGCAAGCCCCCUCUUCUCUCACGCUCGCCGACUCCGUCUGCCUCCUCCCUCGCCCCUCUGCCUCCGCUGCCUUCGCCAGUGACCGCCCUCAAGUCGGAGGAAGGCGGGCAGAGGGCGUUGUCCCACCCGCCGACGCCCGUGACUCACCCGCCUUCCCCCCGCUCAGCUUCGCCACCCCCGUCCUCGCCGCGGCGGCUGAAACUGGAGGUGGGGCGGCGGGAGCAGAGAGACGGACAGAAGGCGGCCUCUGCUCCAUUUCAAGGCAUCUACUCUGAUCUCCCUCACGGUUACCCGUACCAGUCCAUCACUGCCCCAUACGGCUCCCCUUUCUCCCCCUAUCACAUCCCGGCUCCCACGGCGGCAAAUACAGAAGUAGUCCCACCCCACCGCUCCCGCUCUCCGGCCUCAGCUUCCCCUUUGCCCUCAGCCCACCUCCAUUCAAGGCUGCUCGACGCAGACAUCAAGCCGCAGAAACUAGACUCGUCAAAAACGGGAUCUGUCCUCAAGCAGGAACCCGAUAUGGAGCGGCCUCCACUCAACAUGAUGCCAGACCACCGGGGUCCUCUUCGCCGGAGCUGCAGCCCUGUGCUAGCCAGCCUGGACCCAGAGGAUGACGUGGAGGCCCUGAAGCCCCAAUCUCAACCGCUACCUCUGCUUGUCCACAGCCCUCCGCGGCUUCUAGGCGAGAGACCGGAGGAAGUCAGGCAGGAGGAAAAGGAAGGAGGGCAAAUCAAAAUGGAGGAGUCGUCUUACUCCUGUCAGGCAGCUUAUCCCCCGCCUCCUCCACUCACGAAGGCUGAGCCUAAACCAGAUGUCAUCCGAGAUCCAGAACAAUAUUCGCCGCGCGUCGCAGCAAAUUCAGACAGCUGGGGGUCGUCUCAGAUUUGUCCGCCGCUGGAACAAAUCACCAGCGCAGUGUGUGAGCAAGAGCAGCCAGACACUCAAAUCCGCUCGCACACUCCCAGCCCAAAAGAACAUGUCAAAGAAACUCCUGCUUAUCCUCCUCCAACCUCCAACUCGCCGCUCCCUCUGGUCAUCGGACCCGAGGAUCCCAUGGCUGGGAUGUUUGCUCUGCUGGCGGCCAGUGAAAUGGCCCAGGCCCACCCCCAACACCCUCCCACCCUGACACUCAUACCGCGGAUAGGAAACUCUUCAAUCGGUGCAGACUGCAGCAGCACUGGUGCUCUGGAGAUGGUGGCACUGGAGGGGAUGGCCCUGCUGAGCCAAAUGGCCCAACGAGAGAUGGAGCACAUUCGCCUGGAGCAAGAUAUGACAUUAGAGGGUCUGGACUGUCUCCUGAAAGCAAGCAGGCAGAUUUUGUUGGAGGCCAUUGAGAAACAGUCCCACAUUGAUCUGCCCAGAACGCUGGACCCCAACAAGAAGUACAGCUGGAGGCAGAGGAAGGAAGAGCCGCUGUACGGUAAAAUGUCUGUGGACGUGCUGGACGCGGUGGAAGUGGAAUACCGCAUCCGCCUGGCCGAGCUGCAGAAGACGUACAAGGAGAAGCAGAGAGAUCUGAGCAAGCUGCAGCGCCGCAGAGACAAGCGUGAGCGGCAGCAGCAGCAGCAGGAGGAUGAGAGGCGGAGUCUGACGAGGCGGGGCAGAGGACGACCCAGGAAGAGGAAACACUUGGCUACACCUCCCAAACUGGACAGCAGGCCUGUAAAGGUGGGUAGGACACUGCAAUAUUCUGAGGACUCUGAAGCUGGGGACGGACAGAAAAAGAAGUUCCGGGUGUCUCGAGAAGAGGAGGAGAUGGAGGCAGGAAGUGGAGGAGUGAAGACGAAAAAGAAGAAGAAGAAGAGCUGGAAUGAUCCGGAGCCAUCCACCAGUCACGGUCUGGAGGUGUUGAAGGUGAAGCGCGGACUCGUGUGUGAGCAGGAGCAGCUGGCGUCGGACCUCGACAGAGCGCUCUCGCUCUCGCAGCUCAGCUCGCUCGGCGCACCUCGCAAACUCGCCUUCAGCUCCAAGUCUGACAAGCCGAAGGGCAAGUCUGCGGAGGGUCGUAUGACGGAGCGCAGCAUCCACCCGUCCGCCAAAGCAGGGAAACACAAGAUGGACGCCAAGGCCUCCGUUGGAAACGCCCGGAAAGUGAAAGGUCAGAAGAACACCGCUUUGUUCUCGCCAAUGAGAUCAGAGCUCAGCAGCUGCUCCAAUAACUCAGAUUCAGAGGAGCACAAUUCUGCUCGAGGGGGCUGGCCCCCCCUCUCAGGGACGCGCUCUCACGGCAACCUGGCCAGGAAGAGGCGAUCGGCGGCGUCGCCGACCUCCCUGCUGUCCGGCCAGAAGGCUCAAAAGAAGAAACACAAGCACUUAUCGCUGCUGCUGGAGGAAGCGGGCCUCAGCUCCUCUGACGACUCCUUCGACCAAGAAACGUCCGAGGAUGAAGACGACUACGACAACGAGAAUGAGUCCGACUCGGACGAUGAAGGCGGCUGCGAGGAGAGCGGGCUCGGUCUGCUGGCAAGGUUCGCAGCGAGCGCGCUCCCCGUCAGUUCCACUCCAUUGAGUAUGUUCCAUGACGGCAAACAACGCAGCAGGCAAAGCACUCUGGGGUCAUCAGAGUGUGAGUGGUCCGACUCGGGGUCGGACCUGCGCCUGAGGAAGUUCCCCUCUCUGCUGCACGGCAAACGCUCAGCCCCAGAGCUCCCCCUGUUGCCCCCGGCAACCCGCCGCAUCGACCAGACCAGCCCCUCCAAGCGGGAUGACGUGCUGCCAGCCAAACGCAAGCCUCUGCCCAAACCGACGCUGCGCUCGCCGCGGCAAUUUAGCUUCGACCUCCUCUCCGGCCCCGGUUUCGGAGGCUUCAGCGAGGACGAGGGCUGGACCCGGCGACGCAGCGAGAGGAUCUUCCUCCACGAGGCCACCACCUCAGCCAAUCAGAUGCCUGCGUCGGUGUCCGCUUCCACCAGUCAGAGCUCCUCCUCCAGCUUAGCCUCGCCUCUCACCCCGAAGCCGGCCUCCAGGCCCAAACCCUCUCCGCCCAGCAGGGAGGGGAAAGAUGUGGUGAAAAAAAAGAGGCCGUCCACUGUGUGCAGUCCAAUCACAGACGUCCCUGCGCCUCUGAGCCUGAGCCCGGCACGCAAGAGCCAACCGAAAGCUAAGACAAAGGCCAGAGAGCCUCCCAGAGGAGCAGUCAGCCGGCUGAUGGAGAGCAUGGCGGCGGACGAAGACUUCGAGCCCAACCAGGACAGCAGCUUCAGUGAGGACGAACUAGUCCUACCGAGCAGCAGCAGUGUAUCGGAGAAGUCCUCUGCGCCUGCUCCAGUGCAGUGUGUGUUGGAUAAGGAUUCCCUGGUGGACGGACUCCGAGUUUUGAUCCCGAUGGACGACCAACUCCUGUACGCAGGACAUGUGAACACUGUCCACUCCCCUGACAUUUACAGUGUGGUGGUGGAGGGGGAGAGAGGAAACCGACCGCACAUCUACUGCUUGGAACAACUGCUGCAGGAGGCAAUCAUCGACGUGAAGCCCCCGUCCGUGCGCUACGUCCCAGAGGGCACCCGCAUCGCCGCCUACUGGAGCCAGCAGUACCGCUGCCUUUAUCCUGGCAGCGUUGUGAACGGAAGUUCCGAUAUUGACGAGAAUGAUGAUCUUAUCACGGUGGAGUUUGACGACGGCGACACAGGCCGCAUCCCCCUCUCCCACAUUAGACUGCUGCCACCGGACUACAAGAUCCACUGCGCCGAGCCGUCCCCUGCGCUGCUCGUGGCGAGCUGCUCCAGGAGGCGCGUUCGCAAAUGCAGCAAAGAGGGCAAAGAAGCAGGAACAAAGCUGGAGGAGAGCGCUCCGAAGAUCAAAGGGAAACCUGGCCGCAAACCCAAAGCCAAACCAGAGACCUCUUUGAACUCAGAUGGCCGAGAAAAAGCGGAUCCUCCAUCUUCCUCCACCCAGCCCGCAGAGAGACCCCAGGCUCCAGCUAAGCCUUCCCAGGACAGGACCUCCUCCGCCCAGAAGGCAGCUCAGGAGAAGCCCCGACCUGCCUCCCGGCCAUCAAUGGGAACCCAGGCAAAACCAGACCGUAAAAGCUCCACCACAUCUCCAGCAAGUAGCCCCUCCCUUCCCAACCCGGUGCCCAGGAAGGCCGGCUCAGCCCAGCCUUCUGCUCCUAAACUAGCCCGUGAUCUCCCUCCCUCCCUCUACCCCUCCACCUAUGGAAAAGUCCUGACUGUGGAUCUGUACAGCGAACCCAACCUCAGCUCAUACAACAGCCAGCGCAGAGAAAGAGAGAGCAGUAGCAGUGUCAGUCCCACCGCCAACAGGCCAAUGUCCAGACCCACUAUGGCACCGUCAUCUACUGCCCCCAAGCCAAGCGCUUUGACCACAUCCAGACCCACUUCUGCUUCACCCAAAACCAAACCCUCCUCGGACCAUCACAGCGGCUCCAGACCCAGCCACAGCUCUGGACUUAUACCUGGUCCCAUCUCCAGGCUGUCAACAGGCAAACCUGGCUCAUCACUGACUCCCAGACCUUCAUCUUCAUUAUCUUCAUUGUCAUCAUCAUCUGCCCCAAGACCCAAAAUAAAGAUGCCGUCCGACCAGCUGUCCUCCAGACCCAGCUCCGUCUCCAGGCCCAAGCCCAACUCGGGGCAAAGUGACGUGGGCUCAGUGGUGAGACGCAAGUCCCUGUCUGCAGAGCCCCUCGUGAAGCUCGACCAUGAAGGUGUCACCUCUCCCAAGACCAAGAAGACCAAGGCUCUGAUGUUGCUAGAGGGUCGAGGCGUCAGAGGAGACCACCUCCCCAACGCCACAGCCAAUCAGAAACUGUUAAAGGCUAGGCCAAAAGCCCCAGAAAGAGAGUCUUGCCUGCAAGAGAAAGACUCCACCUACAAAGCGCCGAUGCUGGCCAAGGAGAAGGCAGAGAGUCGGGGAAGUGCUGGCAGAGAAAAGGAGAUGGACACAAGGGAGGAGAAAGGUAAAAAAGAGGAGAAGAAGGAGUUGGAGAAAAGAGAGAAGAGAAAGAUUAAAGAUGAAUCUCAGAGUAGCAGCAGCUCAGAGUCGGAGGAAGAAGGCGAGAAGAGCAAGUUAAAGAAGAAGAAGAAGAAAUGCACCUCAAGUUGCUCAUCAUCCUCGUCAUCCUGCUCUGGUUCCUCCUCAUCUUCUUCAUCAUCAUCCUCUUCGUCGUCCUCUUCUUCCACCGAUGACUCUUCCUGCAGCUCAGAUGAAGAGAGGACCCCUACGCCUCCACCAGGCCCUAUCACCCCACCUCCAGUACAGGACAAACCGAAAGAAGAGACUAAGGAAGAAGAAGAGGAGGAGGAAGAGGAGGAAGAAGAAGAUGAAGAGCUGAAGAAGGAAGUGGAGGUAAAGGUGCAGGGAGAAGAGCUGUCUCCUCCAUCACAAUCUUCCUCCCCUCCAACCUCUCCAACUCCUGCUCCUGCGCCCGCCAAACCUGCUAAACCGGCUACAGGGAAGGGCUCGGGGCAAAGGGGUCGCCCUCCCAAGCCGAAGCCCAGUGGUGAAGAGGGGAAGGUGGGGAGACCCAAGCGGAGAGAGGGCGUCCACCUCCCCACCACCAAGGAGCUGGCUAAACGCCAGAGGCUUCCCAGUGUGGAGAACAGGCCCAAAAUUUCUGCUUUUCUUCCAGCCAGACAGCUCUGGAAGUGGUUUGGAAAACCCACUCAGAGACGCGGUAUGAAGGGCAAGGCGAAGAAGCUCUUCUACAAGGCCAUCGUGCGCGGGCGGGAGAUGAUCCGCAUCGGUGACUGCGCUGUGUUCCUGUCCGCCGGCCGGCCCAACUUGCCCUUCAUCGGCCGCAUCCAGAGCAUGUGGGAGUCUUGGGGCAGCAACAUGGUGGUCAGGGUCAACUGGUUCUAUCAUCCAGAGGAAACAAACCCCGGCAAGAAACUCAUCGACAAGAAGAACUGGGAUCAGAUGUGUGGUCAGUCUUUACCGGCGGCUCUGCACUCGUCCAUCCAGAGGAAAGACUUCAUGGAGCGCGCCCUCUACCAGUCCUCUCACAGCGACGAGAACGACGUGCAGACGGUCAGCCACAAGUGCCUGGUGGUGAGCGUGGAGGAGUACGAGCAGAUGACCCACACGCGGCGCUACGCCGACAGCGAGGACCUCUACUAUCUGGCCGGCACCUACGAACCCACCACCGGUAUGAUCUUCAACACCGACGGAGUCCCGGUCAUCUGCUGAGCAGACGCAGAACGAGGUUGACACUGGACCUCACGAGGAGUGACACCUGACCCCUGGUCGUCCCCUCCCCCCCAAGUCUAAUCACUGAUCUUCACUCAUGAUGAAUCUUCUCCGAACACUCCGCCGCCAUGGUACACUUCAAACAGACUGUCGUGAACAGCUCCAACCACAGAGGCUGGAGACACUAUAGACAGUAUUACAAGGAAGGAGUCUCCAGAAACCUUUGCACACACGGACUCCAUCAGCGCUGUUCUGCUUGAUGUGUUCAUCGGAACGCUUGAGGAUAUACACAAGCACUUCAGUCUCCUUUCACAUGUAAAUAUACUCAUAAACACACACACACACACACACACACAAUCGCACACGCACAGAAGCAUGUAAAUACUAACCUUCACGUAAUACACACAGUUAUAUAGAGGAAAAUAUGAGUGUUUUAUUUUCAUGUAAUAGAUUUAUGUCAGAGUACUUUUUUCUAAAGAGGUUAACAGUCGAGAAGCUUUAAUGAACUGUGAAUGAUGGUGAUGAUGAUGAGGAAGAGGAGGUCCGUGUCCGGACCGACGAACGAACGCAGACGGCGGUGAGGUGACGUUGUGCUUAUGAUGUUGCCGUGGUGAUGUUGCAGUCAUGUUACCGUCAUAUUAAUGUAUCUACAGAACAGCAGGAGCGACGGACAGCGAGACGCACAGAGAGAUAGAAGUAGAGACUCCUUCCAUUGCUGUCCAACAGAAAGCACUUAACGUCUAUCCUCCUUUUAAUUUAACCCCUUCAAUUCCCCUUGACAAUCCUAACUCGGGCAGGCAAACUGUCCGUGUGCUACGAACACCUCCCACUCCCUCAGAGACUCAGGCCUAAAGAGAGAGGACGGAAUCUUGUACUAUUAAAAGCACUUCCCAUUUUCAUCUUUAUUUUUCCUAUGCUUAAAGGAAGAAUCCUCCUUGAGAACAUUUAAACACUACGAAACCAGCUGCUGUUGAUGUUUCUUGUAUUUUGCCCAUUUGUUUUGGCACCGAGGCUGAACAACAAUACAGGGAGACCUCGACCCGAGAGUAGCUAGAGACACCACCUGACAGAAGCCUCAAAGAGACGCAGCGUAGCUCCACGAUUCUGUGUUUGGAAAGUAAACUAUAACCCUUGAUCACAAAGGGACUCUGAACCAGACAAGCUGGUGUAUUGACAGUGUAGCAGUAGUCCCACAGGGUGGAUUUGUCCUUUUCUUUUUUUAAAGGUGUUUUCAGGGUUGUAAACAUUGCAGUCGGUCCAAGAUGCAGCAAGGUCAUGGCGCUGAUGGCCCGUAUGAAGCUGCCAGCACUGAUUACAUCAUGAGCAUAAUUCAAUUUUAACACUCAUCUGCCACAGUUUGGCUUCAUCCAUUCGUUUUGGCUGCAGUGUUUUCAACCUCUAAAUGUCCUGUGUUGCAUUGUAUUUUUUUUCCGUUUGCUUCUGCUGUUUUAUGGACGUCGAGCUUUCCAUUUCCCCGUUGCAUCACGUUGCUUCCCUCCGAGCCGAUCACCUUUGACAUGAGUGCACUUUGAAUGAGCUCCACUGCAGAGGGGACUUUGUGACUGGGAGUGUUGUGUGUCUCCCUAGAGUAUUUACCUUGUCCUCUUCUCCCGUACACAGACGCAGGUAAACAAACACGCACUUUUCUUUUUGGCUCUCCGAGCUGCUUCUCUGAUUGUUUCUACGUGCCUAGUUUAACCGUCUUUAGGGUGAGACUGUUGAACGUCGUGCUCGCGAUUGUGAGCGUUUGGGCGGCCUUACGAUGAUGAUUCGCCAAAUCUCGCUUAGGUCCCACCCCCUACUCCCAUCAUCAAAGUAAUCGGAUUGGUGUUGCCCCCCAAAAUUGCCUUUCGUCUGUGGGAUUUAUAAUUGAAAUCCGUUCCUGAGCUUUAUCCUACUUUGUUACACUAUUGUGUAUAGAGUUUGUAUCAGAUCUAUAUGCAGUAUAUAGAAUACUGUGCGUAUAUAUGUAUGUGUGUGUGUGUAUGUAUGUAUGUGUAUAUAUAUAUAUAUAUAUAUAUAUAUAUAUA